This is a messenger RNA of Osmerus eperlanus (European smelt), 4489 nucleotides long. RefSeq names its product afadin-like. The record is from RefSeq and is a predicted model, not a curated record. Lineage: Eukaryota; Metazoa; Chordata; Actinopteri; Osmeriformes; Osmeridae. Gene Ontology annotation, biological process: regulation of protein localization. Gene Ontology annotation, molecular function: cell adhesion molecule binding. Gene Ontology annotation, cellular component: adherens junction.
GUGUGCGUGUGUGUGGUCCUGCAGGGUGCCGGCCAGGAGAAGCUGGGGAUCUACAUCAAGUCCGUGGUGAAGGGUGGAGCAGCCGACAUGGACGGCCGUCUGGCAGCAGGGGACCAGCUCCUUAGUGUUGAUGGGAGGAGCCUCGUUGGACUCUCACAGGAGAGGGCGGCAGAGCUGAUGACCAGGACAGGCUCGGUGGUGACUCUGGAGGUCGCCAAGCAGGGCGCCAUCUACCACGGCCUGGCCACGCUGCUCAACCAGCCCUCUCCUAUGAUGCCCAGGGCCUCGGACAGAGGGCGUGACAAGAACGGGAAGUUGAGACCAAAGAGCGAGGGCUUCGAGCUCUACAACAACUCUGUCCAGAACGGCUCCCCUGAGAGCCCCCAGGCGGGCUGGGACUCCUACCCUGAACCAAAGAAGACCAACGAGGAGAGGCUGCUGAAGAACCGGGUGGACCACCGCUCCAGCCCCAACGUCGCCAACCAGAGCCAGAGUCCUGCUGGCAAGGCUGUGUACCCCGGCGGCCCCGGGACCAAGAUCACCUCCGUCUCCACUGGCAACCUCUGCGCCGAUGAUGAGCCCUCCCCCCCUCGCCCAGAGGCCUACCCCAUCCCCACCCAGACCUACCCCAGGGAGUACUUCACCAUCCCAGCCUCCAAGAGCCAGGACCGCGUGGGGCCCGGGCCAGGCCAGCACUGGCACGGCCCCGACGACAGGGGCCACCCCGUCGCCAUGGAGGAGCACCUCAACAACAGCAUGGCCAUGCAGCGAGUGGCCCAGUCUCAGGAGGACCUGCAAGGAGGGGGCUACCCCCCUCCAGGGGGGCUGAGGCCAGAGGACCUGGUGCACCUGCAGCACCACAGGGAGGCGGAGUUCCAGCGGGAGGCAGAGUUCCAGCGGGAGGCGGAGUUUCAACGGGAGGCAGAGUUCCAGAGAGAGGCUGAAUUCCAGCGAGGGGGGGGCGACCACUGGGGGAACCACGGCAACCACGGUCAGGUGUCGUCGUCGGUGGAGUCGUCCACCUCCAGCCAGGAGCACCUCAACUACUCCUCCUCCUCCAAGACCCCCGGCAACCACAAGAGUGGCCCCGGCCGCUGGAAGACCCCCAACGCCCCCCACCCCGGACCCGCCGCCCCCCAGCCCUCGCGCUCCGACCUACCCCCUCCCCCGCCGCCUCCUCCCCCCGUCCACUAUCCGGACUUCGAGGCCCAGCCCGACCUCCCCCCGCCCCCGCCUCCGUCCGCGGGCCCCUCCCAGGCGGCCCUGGCGGCCGAGCGCAGGAAGCGGGAGGAGCAGCAGCGCUGGUACGAGAAGGAGAAGGCCCGGCUGGAGGACGAGAGGGAGAGGAAGAGGAGGGAGCAGGAGAGGAAGCUGGGCCAGAUCCGCAACCCCGCCGUGCCCCUGAACAACAACAACGCCAGCCAGCCCCCGCCGCAGCACCAAGCCCCGCCCCCCUCCAUGCCCCAGGCCUACCUGCCCCCCCAGCCCCAGCCCUACCUCCCCCCCCAGCCCCCCAGGCCGGCGGAAAAAGUAUCCAGCCUGCCCCGCACGGCCGUGGCUCCCGGCCCCCCCCAGGACACGGUGAUCAGGGAGCUCCUCCCCCAGCAGCAGCCACGCACCAUCGAGAGACGAGACCUCCAGUACAUCACCAUCAGCAAGGAGGAGCUGUCGUCCAGCGACAGCCUGUCACCCGACCCCUGGAAGAGAGACGCCAGGGAGAAGCUGGAGAAACAACAGCAGCUCCACAUAGUAGACCUGCUGGACAAGGAGAUCCAGGAUCUACAGGCCAAGCCGGAGCGCACAGCGGAGGAGAGCGACCGCCUGAGGAAGCUGAUGCUGGAGUGGCAGUUCCAGAAGCGUCUGCAGGAGUCCAAGCAGAGCGACGAGGACGAAGAGGAGGAGGACGACGAGGACGUGGACACCAUGAUGAUCAUGCAGAGGCUGGAGGCUGAGAAGAGGGCACGGCAGCAGACUGCUGUGCCAGCAGCUAUCUCUGUUCUAGACUUGUUGCAGGACGAGGAGAGGCGGCGUAAGCAGCAGCUGGAGGAGCUGCGUCAGCGCGAGGCCGAGGAGCGCUCCAAGCAGGAGGAGGAGAGGAGGUGGAGGGAGGAGGAGCGGGUCAGACGGGAGACGGACGAGAAGAGGAGGCAGGAGGAGGAGUAUUACACCCGCCUGGAGGCGGGGCGUCGGAGACAGCACGAGGAGGCGGAGCGCCGGCUGCUGACGCCAGACGAGCCGGGUCUGUACCGGCCACCCCUCCCCCAGGACUACCAGCUCCCCUCCCCCGCCUCCCCCACUAACACCCCCCUGUCCCAGCCCCCGCCCCCCCCGCCCCAGAGGAACACCUCCUACCUCAAAACGCAGGUGGUCUCCCCCGACACCCUGUACACCGCCAAGUUUGUCUCCUACGGGGGCGAAGAGGAAGAGGAGGAGGAGGAGGAGGAAGAUUCCGCAACGGUGGUUGCCGCGGGGAUGGGCCUAGCAGGUCAGGUUAAGAUGGCCGCCACCAGGAAGUCGUACGGCGACCUCCCGCCCGCUCGCAAGCCGCCGCCCACUGCGCGCAAGCCCCGCCCAGUCUCGGACGGGAUCUUCCUGUCCAGCUCGUUCAAUGCCAACAGUACUGGCCACACCCCCCCUAUCCCCGCCAAACCCGGCUACGCCCCCAAAGGAUUUAACUCAUACACUGGAAACCCAGCAGGAGUUGUAGGAGCGGGAGAGCUCUACAAAGACCCGCGGGAGAAAUGGACGAAAAGUGGUCAGGAGCAGGAGAACGCUAACCCUGGCGGAGCCCCGGAGAGCCUGACCUUUAAGGAGCGCCAGCGGCUCUUCUCCCAGGGCAAGGAGAUCUCCAACAAGGUCAAGGCUUCACGCAAACUUAUGGAGCUGGAGAACGAACUCAACACCAAACAGUAGAGACCGGACCCCUCCGGAGGAAGAGCCAGAGGGCCUAGAAACCCCCAUCACCUUCCCUCUCCCCCUCUCGAGUGACAGGAUGGAGAAACCUGACGUUCUUCUUCACUAACCGGUCUCAUCUGUGCGUGUGCAUUCUUUUUUUUUAUAUUCUUGAAUAACUGGACCCUUUACGUACAAUUUUGAUGUAUCGUGGCAAUAGGAGAGACCUCUAUGGCUUAAAUUUUCCCUCUUUAAACUAUCAAAGAUAUAUUAUGAUGAAGCACUGUAAAAAUGUUUUAAUUUCUUCUAGUGAGACAAAUUUGACAUUACAAUGAAGGGGGAUAUAUUUUUGUUUGUAAAAUGGCUCUUGGGUUCGGGAUAAGAUUUUUGCUCAUUUAAAUUUUUUAAAAUAGCUUACUGUAAUGUGGACUAUUUUAUGGUGUUAUUUUAUGCUCUUUUCUGCAUUACAUAUUUUCACUUUUAAUUUCUUCUUGUUUAAAUAAAUGCCCAAGUGUACCAGACCAAUCUUUUUUUAGUUAACUUUUUCUGACGAUUCUCGGUGAUUGAUGAGUAAUUUUGUCCAUUCUGGUUUGCCAUACACUGUUUCUUCAUUCCUUAGAGAGUGUGGGGGGUUUUAACUCUAGAAGGUUCUAUGACAUCACUUCCUCCUGUAUAAACUGGUUUACUGAGUCCUGGUGGAUCUUCCUAAGUGCACAGUCACCUUGUAAAUAAAUCUCUGGUUUUCACUUUCUGCUGCUGUUAGUAGCAGCUUCUUAGGCCACAGUUUGAUCUUCAGAGCGCCCCAGGUCAGAGAUGAUGGACCAGACUGCCCAGAGCUACUGCCUCCAGCAGCACAUUUUAUACACGCGUGUUGUAGGAGCUCACUGACACCCAGACCCUCCACCCUCACCCCUCUACAUGUCAGCAGUCUGGAGCGGGCUCAUCAGUUUUAUAAUGUUUUCUACCCCCCCACCCUACGCCCAUCCUCUAACUUUUAGUACUGGUUUUCUUUGUUUGAAGAAAUUAAUAGUCAUUUGCAGAGUUGUGUGAAAUUUGAGCGGUUGUAUACAUUUUGCCAGAAUGAUGACAAAUUACAUCCUUUGUUAAUAAGAGGAGAUGACUUCAAUCUCAGUUCAAAUUAUAAAUACAAUUUUAAUUACGGAAGAAUCUUCACGUGAAUUGCAGGUAUUUAUUUUGAACCUUAUCUAAAUGUCUUGCGCAGAUUCUGUUCAAUUAUCUACAAUGUAUAAAUGAUUAUAAUAAAGAACUUAGAUUUGGGACCUAUACUGUAAGGUAAAAUAACUGUAAUAACUGUUCUUUAUCAAUGAUCUGGUGUUUGUCAUGAACCUGGAUCACUUGCAUCUCCUCUCUGUCUGCGUGACUCCAUUUUGUGUGUAAAUAUUCUUUCUUCCAGGAGAGUGUGGACCAGACUCUUACUGAUAGGACAACAGUCAAUAGCUUCUGUUCUCUGCUCUCAAGGUAUUACCUGAUGUGUACACACUUGUGUUCCCACCACCUUUUAGGUUACAAACUGAAUCAUUUCAAUGGGUUCAUGUUAGCCUUUUGUAAAUCAUUAAUAAAUACAGAUUUUACAACA